Messenger RNA from Talaromyces rugulosus, 1296 nucleotides. RefSeq lists its product as uncharacterized. Bases 1 to 1296 code for a protein of 431 amino acids. The record is from RefSeq and is a predicted model, not a curated record. Gene Ontology annotation, biological process: transsulfuration. NCBI's taxonomy places the organism in Eukaryota, Fungi, Ascomycota, Eurotiomycetes, Eurotiales, Trichocomaceae. Gene Ontology annotation, molecular function: transferase activity, transferring alkyl or aryl (other than methyl) groups; pyridoxal phosphate binding. The transcript is spliced from 9 exons.
AUGUCGGACAACGACCCCCAGCUCCGCUUUGAGAGCUUGUCCAUUCAUGCUGGGAAGAAUGUGCACAAUGUCCACACAGGAUCCGGAGCAGUGGCGACUCCAAUCUAUGCAUCUACUUCGUUCACCUUCAACAACAGCCAACAUGGCGCCGAUAUCUUUGCGGGGCGCUCAGAGGACUUUGCUUAUAGCCGGCUAGGCAAUCCUGGACUGGGAGUAUUCGAACAACGUAUAGCAGCCCUGGAAGGCGGUGCCGCGGCACUCCCUGCCUCCUCGGGAGAAGCAGCUCGCUGGAUGGCCAUUGCCGGUGUCGUCAUGACCGGCGAGAACAUUGUAGCAGCUGCCAACAUAUCCGAAGACGCAUACACCCAUUUCAAGUAUCGCUUUCCGCAGCACGGAAUUUCGAUCAAGUUUGUUGAUAUUACCGAUUCUAAUGCAAUCCGGGCCGCCAUUGAUGACAAGACCCGCGCGGUGUAUGCCGAAAGCAUCAGCAGCUUUGGUCUAGAAAUUACAGAUAUUGAAGCUGUAGCAUCUGUUGCCCAUGAAUCGGGUGUGCCUCUUAUUGUUGACAACACGGCUGGAGCCGCCGGUUAUUUGAUUCGCCCAAUCGAGCACGGCGCCGAUAUUGUCGUCCACUCAGCCUCGGAAUGGAUAACUGGAUCUGGAACAGGAGUAUCCGGAGUCGUCAUCGACAGCGGCAAGUUCCCCUGGAAGGAUCACUCUGAAAGAUUCCCUCAUCUUACUACUCCGUCUCCUGGAUACCAUGGAAUGAACUUUGUCGAACAGUUUGGCAACAUUGCAUACAUUCUAUACAUCCGAAUGUCGAUUUUGCGCGAUGUUGGUCCUUGUUUGAGCCCGUUCGCGGCGUCUUCGGCUUUAUCUGGACUCGCAAGCUUAUCGCCUAGGAUGGACCGUCAUCAUUCCAAUACCUUGGCACUGGCGAACUGGUUAAAGGAAAAUGACAAAAUUGGAGAAGUCGUCUUGCCCGGUCUGACCGGUAAACGGACCUCUAAUCUCUCGACGAAAUACCUCCGCCAGAAAGACGCAUAUGGUGCCGUUUUAGAUUUCACACCAAAAACAGGGGGAAUUGAAACUGCCAGAGCGAUUGUCUCGAAUUUGAAAAUUAUCGGCCUUUCUGAUGGGCUAGGAACGCCCCAGACACUAGCGCAUGUUGUGGAUUCAGACCUCGUCAGACCAGGAGUUUCAAACACAGAUCAGGGAGCUAUUCGUGUGUCCGUGGGACUCGAGCAUUCGGACGAUAUAAUUGGGGACUUUAAACAAGCGUUAAAGUUUCUAUAG